AUGAAUCCUCGUCAAGAGAGGGUCAAUAUCAACGUGACUCAGGCCUCAUGCACUAAUGGAACAAGACAGUUGGAGAAAGUUAUAGACUUUGGCAGAGAACUGAUCAAACGUAGUGUACUGGACUUCAUGUUCCAUACCUACCCUCCUACCCACCUACCCUCCAACCCACCUACCCUCCAACCCACCUACCCUCCUACCCACCUACCCUCCAACCCACCUACCCUCCUACCCACCUACCCUCCUACCCACCUACCCUCCAACCCACCUACCCUCCAACCCACCUACCCUCCAACCCACCUACCCUCCAACCCACCUACCCUCCUACCCACCUACCCUCCUACCCACCUACCCUCCAACCCACCUACCCUCCUACCCACCUACCCUCCUACCCACCUACCCUCCAACCCACCUACCCUGCAACCCACCUACCCUCCUACCCACCUACCCCCUACCCACCUACCCUCCAACCCACCUACCCUCCUACCCACCUACCCUCCUACCCACCUACCCUCGAACCCACCUACCCUCCUACCCACCUACCCUCCAACCCACCUACCCUCCUACCCACCUACACUCCAACCCACCUACCCUCCUACCCACCUACCCUCCUACCCACCUACUCUCCAACCCACCUACCCUCCUACCCACCUACCCCCUACCCACCUACCCUCCAACCCACCUACCCUCCUACCCACCUACCCCCUACCCACCUACCCUCCAAUCCUCCAACCCAUCUAG
Messenger RNA from Oncorhynchus mykiss (rainbow trout), 738 nucleotides. The record is from RefSeq and is a predicted model, not a curated record. Lineage: Eukaryota; Metazoa; Chordata; Actinopteri; Salmoniformes; Salmonidae.